AUGGGUUGUGGUGCCUCGGUUAAAUCAAACGCUGAUAAGACCAAUCCUUCGAAUUCUAAUGGUCUAAAGAAGAAAACUGAUAAACCAAUUUCCGCAGUUCCCAAUCUUACGGUUUCACUACAAGGACACGGCUUCACACACAACGAACAUGAUGACACUGUUCUAAUUCAUGUGAUCGAAAUCAUCAAUGGAUCAUUUGCGGAAAAAGCAUCGAAACUACGUAUCGAAUGUGACAAUACCGUGGAAUUCAAAGUCAACGGAAAAGACGAAUACGAUAUCAUCCAAGUUUAUAAAGAUGGUAAUGAUUAUUAUCCAGUUAAAUAUGGUUGCCAGUUACUAAACAUCAAAAAUCGCACUGCGCCGAAACAACGGCGAAUUCCAUUUUCAUUCGAUUUGAAUCAACCGGAGAUCGAGUUAUAUUUCUGUGUCAUUCCUUCAUCUCAACGUGAAUCUAUCAUCAAAGGUCGGAAAUAUCCAAAGAUCUACUGUGAAAAAAAUUGCCUUAAACUUCAUCAAAACGAUAUUAAAUUUCAGUUAACUGACGAAAGACAAAGUCAAAAAGUGUACAUGCAUCAAACAGAUACUGUGCAAAUCGAAUGGACAUCUCAACGUCUUUACCGAAUCGAAGAGAAGAAAUAUUGUCCGGUAUCCGGCGGAUUUUAUACUGUUGAACAACCGAACGAGAAGAGAUUAAAUCGAUUUUCAACAAAAGGAAGUUUUGUGAAGACAUUCAAUGACUUGGGCAUGUCAUUUCUCAUUCGUUAUACCGAACAAAACGAAAUUCAUGAUGUCAUUGUAUGUAUUGUCAAUGAAAAAUACAAAGUGAAACAUGUGGAAAUAACGGAUGAAGAGAUUCAACCGAAUAUUUUGUGGAUUGAACAAACAGAUUGGGUAGUGUUUGAUUGGAACACCAAACGGAAACAUUCAAUUGUUCAAAUCGAACCAUUUUCAGUUGACUCGAACACGAAUCGAUCGAUUGAACUUAAAACACCUGAAGAACACUUUUUCUGGCCAAAUGAUUCAACACGUCGAGGUUAUAUGCUUCAUCAAUUUAACGAAACGGGUGUUUUCUGCUAUAAAACAACAAGUAAUCAAAUUGGUACGAUUAUUGUCGAAGCGCGUCAAACUUUGCAUCAAAUACCUGUCGUUCCCGACCAAGCAAUUUAUGAAAUGAACACGAAUGGUGUCGUACAAUUCAAUUGGUUAAUGGAUCCAUCAGGUGACAAAACGAUUUUAUUCACUCUCGAUCCACUGUCAUCGGUUGCACCGCACGCAAUUAACGGUGUCGAUGGAGUAUUCAAAUGUGCUGCACAUAAAUGUGUUCGAGCUGACGCAGUGAUUCAACGCUAUCUGUAUACAUGUGAAACAUUACUUCUCAAUAUUCCUCAACAUGGCCUUUAUAAUUUUGCUUAUUCGGAAGAUCCAAAUGUGCCUCUUUUGAGUAUCAUCGUUGAAAACGACAUAGAUAAACAUACGGUUGUCUAUAAUGAAUUCAAUGUUUUCGAACCUCCAACGUUGAUCAUCAACCGUAAUGAUCAAGUUUGGUUUGAGCCAUCAUCAUCAGCGAAAGUUGAAACAAUUUAUCAAACGGAUGAAUUCGGAGAGGAACUCGUAGUUGACCGACCAGUUUUCCGGCCUCAAGAAAAAAGCGUCAAUUUCUUUAUGAAAUCAUUUCCAGAGACGGGCAUUUUCUAUUUUUCCACGGCGAAUGAUGAGAAAGACGAAACCCAUCCAGUCGCGAUCAUUGUCUUACCGGACGUACGUUUUCAUUAUCGAACAGUCGGAAAGAACGCGUUCGAUAACAAACCAAUCAUAACUGAUAUCAAUGACUUUAUCAUUUGGAAAUUUGAAGAAACCAUCUCUCAUAAUGUGGGAUAUAUCCUAUCAAAUGAUAGAUUACAAGAUUUAAUCGCUUGCCACGAUCGAGCUGUUCCAGGACGAUAUCGACAAUGUCUUGGUAUUGAAUGUAUUCAAUCGGGAACAUUCUUUUUCGCUAAUCCAGAUUUCGAACGUGUUACUGGUUCGACUGAGGAUCGACUUGUAGCGACAAUUAUUGUUGAGCCACAUUUUAGCCAAAAUUGCCUUGUGGUUGGUAAUUAUGAUUUCGUACCUUCUGUUCUCCAUAUAGCGGAAAAUGAUACUGUUUCAUGGGUGUUAGCAAAUCCUACUCAAAAUGAUCGAAUCUAUGUCCGAUCGGUUGAUGAUAACGAAGAAAUUGAUGAUAACGCAUUGAUUAAUCGAAAUAUCACGAAAUUCAUUCACAAUGUUCAGCAUUUACAUACAUUCCACCAAACAGGAGAGUACAUCGUUCGAUCAAAUCGUUUUCAACAAACAGCUACUGUCUUUGUGCAUUCAGAAAAAACAAUCAAAGAUCAAAAAAAACGCGUUCCGCCGCCGCAGUUCAACGAAGAACUCGAUACGAUCAGUCCACUCGGUGCACGGGUUCAUCUCACUUGUCCUAGUCGACAUGCGAGUAUUUAUUAUACGCUGGAUGGAAAACCUCCGACUCAGCGUACUGCAAAUGUCCUUCGAUACGACGACGAUGAAGGAGUUAUUUUGAAUGAAAACGGUCUGCAUGUUUUACGAGCGUGUUCAGUUGAACCUCAAAGAAUUUCAAGUUUAAUUGUGACAAGCAGUCCAACGUUUAUACUGGAUGAGGCAGAGAGAGAUGAGCUGAACAAACGACUGGACACACAAUCAUCGAGUGAUCAAAAUAUUCCGGAAGAUAUACCAACUUCAUACAAAGUUAUUCUUUCUUCUGCAUUGAAACAUCCGAAUAAAUUAUAUGGAAUGAUUGAAAUCGAUCCAGCUGAUUACAUGAGACACAUUGAUCAUUUCGAAUUGUAUAUCAAUGAUGUUGCGCAAAAGGAAAAUAUUACAACGCGCAAUACUCAAUUUUCAGCCAGUGGCUUUGCAGCGGGAGAACAAUACGAAGUUUAUGUUGUUGCUCAUCCAAAAUCAAAUGCACCCGACGGACGAUCGAUCGCAUCGAACAAACGAACAUUUGAAGUGCAACGAGAAACUCAGGACGGUGCACCACUCAUCAGUUUGGCUACAUCGGAAAAUCAAAAUGGAUUAACUGUCAUGUGGGCACAUAUUCACGAUCCAGUCAGUGAAUAUAAUGUUUAUAUCAAUGAUACUAAAGCACAAACAAUAACUAAAAAAGAUUUCAACGAAUUAUAUACUAUUCGAUUUCAAGACAUUGAACAUGGUCGAAAAUAUUUGAUUUAUGUUGAAGCAAAGAUGGAAAACGGAAAAGAAAUUCGUAAAUCAAAUAUCAUUCCUAUUACUCCGCCGAUCGAAACGACUGUCAAGGAGCCAACCAAAGACCAAUUCUUUCCAUAUAUAAUCACCGAAUACGAACAAGCACCAGAUGAUGUUCCUCUUGAAAAGGGUUCGAAACGGUUAUCCACUCCAAAAUUAUCUGUUCAAAAAUCUCCCUCCUCUACUUCUUCACCUUCUACUCCUGAGGUCUCUUCGUCACAAGGUACCCAUUUAACUGAUAUGGUUAAUCCAAUAGUAAGCACGAGUGAAAUCCGACCUCAGAAAGAUGAUCAGAUGACUAACAAAACUGAAACGAACGGAAAUGAUCAACGAAAAGCAUCGACUAGUGAUGAACUACUAACCAAAGAAACGUCGAAAUCAGAACGAAAAAAGAGUGAACAACAAUCGAAAGAAGAUACGGAACCGGCACAAGUCAAUGAUCCAUACCUUCAAGCAAAAAUUCUCUUGAAAAGAUUAACAAAAACGAUCGAUGAUCGUAUCAAACAACGCAAUCCAACCUAUGCAGACGCAGAACCAGCACCAGUCGAUCAUCAAACUCUAUCACCUGAAACUUCAUCAGCAUCUGAUACCUACACAACGAAACUUCCACCAAAGCCUCCACAUGCUCCAAGUGCUGAACCCAUACAAAGACGACCAGACUCGUUUCGAUAUGCAAGCGAACCAAUUGCUGCUGCUGUGGGAGAUGCAGCUCCAACUGUAUCAUAUAAGCCAAAUCCUGGUGGUAUUACUCUUUUCUGGAAGAAGAAAUCCCCAUCAGCGGAUGAUUCUGUGGAAAACUAUCGAAUCGUGGUUGACAAGAAACCGUAUGGCGAAUUAGUAUCACCAUUGGCUGAUCCAAAAGUUCAAGUUAAUUUACCAUCAGGAAAACACGAAUGCUAUUUGGAAAUUAUUCCCAAAAAUAAAAAACAUGAAGGUUACACAUCAAAUAUUCUCAAUGUGGAGGUUCCGCCUGGAAGUGGUUUGAAACAUACUACAAAACAAAAAUCAGACCCAUCGGAUGAAUCCACUGAUAAAGCUGUCGUCGAGAAAGAACUUCCCAUACCGAAAUUGAACGUUUCUACCAUCAGCGGAACAGCAAUUCGUGCGAAUUGGUAUGGAGAUCGGCCACUUCCUGCUGGGGUGUUCACUGCAAUCAAUGAAGUUCACGUACGCGGUCCUGAAUUCUCGGAAAAUAUCAAAAGUGAUGAAAGUUCAACUGAUGAAGAUUAUGUCGAGCACAUCUGGAAUGUUUCGAAUUCUCCAUUGGAAAUCUCUGGCAUACUCGAUCGACAUGAAUAUUUGGUGUUUGUUCGAACUUAUUAUCAUCUUCAAGGAUCCAACGAUACAAAAUAUUUGAUAACAGAAUCGAACAGAGUGAAAACUAAGCGAAUUGAUCCGUUGAUCGAGUUAUUACCAAGACCAGUAUUGAAAGUUACCAAACUUGGUGUACAAACGGCGAAUCUAUCAUGGAAACUUGAUGAUACGAUCGAUCCAUCGUUAGUCAAAGGUUAUCGUAUUAUUCUCAAUUCGAAACCAACAGAAAUUCUCUCAGCUACUCAACAUGAAUAUGAAUUGCGUAAUCUUAAAGCAGGUUCAACAAAUGAAGUUCAAGUUUCGGUCACAUCUCAUCCAGACUUUGUUGAUGAAAAAAUCUCCGAACCAAUCCGUAUUGUAUGUCCGAAACAUCCUCAUCCUCCAAAGAUUCAGUCGGUUAUUGCCGAGAAACCAUUUUCAAUUCGUAUCCAAUGGGACGCCGAUAGUCAUGAAAACGAUGAUAUUACAGCGUAUCGAACAUACCUCAAUGGAAAACUUCAUGGCGAAGUGGAAAACGACGGCCGACAAAUAUUCACAUAUGAUUUUACGAAACUAGACGCUGAUGUCAAAUAUUCGAUUCAUGUUAAAUCUCUACUUGGACAGAAGAGAUUAGAAGGAAAUCGUUACCAAUGUGAUAUCGAAUCGAAUAGUUCCAAUGAAUUACGAUUAAAAUGUGCUGUACCACCCAAAGGAACAGUACCACGCGUCGAACGAAUGCAUUCCAAUGGAGUUGAUAUCAUUUGGGAAGCACCGGAAGAAUAUGGAGAUGUUAAACUCACUGGUUAUCAAAUAUUGAAUAAUGGCCGAUCGAUUGGCAAAGCAUUGCCAGUUGACCGACGACGGGCUUCAAUCAGUGAUCUGGAACCGGGUCAACGGUAUUCACUACAAGUUGUACCAAUAACAGAUCAACCUGGUGGCGUUCUAUUUCGAAAAGGAGAAGAAUACGAUGCUGAUCGUCAUGGUCAUUAUUUGCCAAGUGAAAAACUUGAAAUUGAUUUUACAGAUCUUGUUCAACUUCCUAAAAAAGUCUGGGAGGAACAGAUCGCAGGUCGCUCAGCACUAAUUUGUUGGUUACCAAUCGAACCAUCAACUCCUGCGGAGUGUCAACCAGAUGGCUACAAACUGAUUCUAUGGAAUAAUAGUGAUCUACCACGUGAUAAACCAAGAAUUGUUACACUAUCAAAAGAUCAAACUAGUGCACAGCUAAAAGACCUUCAAUCAGAUACAAGGUAUGAAUAUCAAUUAGAAGCAUGUAAAAAGCGACGCCACACAAAAACGAAAGAUUCAUACAAUGUUCUCACAACUUCAGACAUCGGAUCUUUCACUACAGGCUCACCGCCUGAUCCACCGAUGAAUGUGUAUAUAAUCGCAUGCAAAAAUGCCGAUGUUCGUAUUGGUUUCGAUCCGUUUGUUGAACAUAACGCGGAAAUCAAAGCUUUACGUAUCCUAUGUGAACCUGCUUCUCCAGAAACGAAUGCAAGAGAAAUCGUGCAGGAUUUUAUGCCAGAUUCCACCGAAUUCAUUAUUACAAACCUUGCUGAACGUACCAAUUACAACGCGACCAUCUAUGGUAUUACGCAGGAAUAUUUAGACGAUAAUCGCUGCCGAGAUGUGAAACAAUUGCCUAAAAAAUUGAAACCAUCCGAAUGGUUACCAUAUAAAACCUUUCAAUUCCAAACAAGUGGUUAUGAACCGGCAAGUGAUAUCAAAGUUACUCAAGCGAACAUCGAGGCGAUUAAACUCGAAUGGACUUUGGCGAAAGUUUAUGGUUCAACUGAAUGUGUUCAACAAGUUCUUCGUUGGCAGUUAGAACCGGGCGGUAAAGAACAGUCGUUAGACUUAGAUCGAAGCACAACCAAGGCAACGAUACCUGGACCGUUAAUAUCGGGUUUAUAUAAAAUCUGUCUAGAUACAGUUCUUAGUGUAAAAAUCAAUCUGGAAGAGGGUGAUGAUGAAUCAGAUCGAAAAGAAACUCGUUUAACAAGUAAUAUAUCAGCAUCCGUACGUUUCCAUGCGCCAGGAACGUGUGAACAACCAGAGAUUUACUUAACUGGCUAUACAAUGAACACAAUUGACUUAGCUUGGAAUAAACCGGGCAUGUUUGACAUUGUUGAUCAUCCGGAAAGAACGAAUGAACAAUUGAGAAUUCAUCGACGAUUGAUCGGAUAUCGAAUUGAUAUAAAUGAUCGAAAACACAACGAAUUAGAUGAAGACCAACGGCAAUGUGUUUUGACCGAUUGUCAUCCAAGUGAAGAAUACAAAAUUCGACUAGUUGCACAAACUAUUGUUCAACAAGCCAAUAUGGCAAAUACGAUCACUGAUGGAGAUAAGAAAGGAUUUGAACCAGAUGAAACCCCAUCGAAAAUAUUGAAUGUGCGAACAUUGAAAAGUGAAGAUUUUCUUCGAUCGCUUCGAGCUAAUUUUGAAUUUAUUCACGAUACUUCGAUGAGCCGAUCACUUGUAGAUCCAAACAAUCCUUCACCAUUAGGAAAGAUCAAUGUUGAAUGGAAGAUCGGUCGUUCAAAGAAUAUCUCACAUUUUAUCUUACAAUGGCGGUCGUCAAAAGAUUUACGUAUUCAAGAAAAAACCCUCGCUUGUAACGAAACGUCCGCUAUCAUCGACGCAUGCGAUGAAAAACAUUUCUACGUUAUCGAUCUGAUCAUUGUGACAGAUAACGGUAAUCGACAUCAAUAUGAACAAUUAACCGUACCUAUACCUGGUGUACCCGACGCACCGAAAUUGUGGCUUGUUAAAAUAAAUGAUACGAAUUUUACUGUCGAAUGGUCUGAACCGAAAUCGUAUGGAAUACCGAUCAUUGGUUAUGAAUUAUACAUCGAAGGAAAACGAAAUGGCGAUAUGAUCGAAGUGAAAUCACAUCAAAUAGACAUACCAUCACGUAUCAAUCGUACUUAUCAAGUCAAUGUUUGCGCAAUUACAAAUCAUCCACAACGUUCACAUUCAGUUAUGUCUCAAACAUUAUGUGUAAUAACGACACCAACAACCGAUCUUGUGCCGACAAUUUAUUACAAUAAUGACGAUGGCAAUGCAUUGACAUUGGAUCAAAAUAUCGCACGCAUUAUUCCAGUUCAAAUCGAAUCGAUCAAUGAGGAAAGACUUCAUGUAGACUGGACAUCAUUUUUACAUACACCGUCAAUACGUGCUUACUACGUACACUAUACUUGUUUGAACAAUGGAGAAGUGCAAGCAAUGAAAAUUUCAAAACGAAAUCGUCAUGCUGUACUGCGCGGCCUACGACCAGGUUUUACUUAUGGAAUUAUGGUCAUGGCUGUGGAUAAAAAUGGUGCAGUUUUAUAUACAUCAGAUAAGUCAACUAUUCAAAUGAAUGCACCACCAAAUGCACCAAUCGUAGCGAUACGGGAACGAACACGCACUCGCGUGAAACUCGAAUGGCGUGCUGCAACAAGUUACGGCGAGUUUACUGUUGUCGGUUAUAAAAUAUUUGUCAACAAUCGCUUAGCAGCUAUUCUCUCACACGAUCAGUUAACCUAUACAUUGACCAAUGGUAUACCAUGUGAUGUUUAUACUGUACAUGUUCAAGCAUUGAGCAGUGAAAAGAAUGUUGUUAGUCCAAUGUCACGUGGCGUACAAUUCACAUGGCCGGGUAUUCGAGCAGGUGCUCUCAGACGUGUUGACGAUGGUCAAACAGGAGCCGUUGUUGUUGCAUGGGAACAUCCACGAUUAGAAGACGAAAUGGAAAAAUUACUUUCAUUUGAAUUGUUUUCGAAAAAUCUCAUGACGAACAUUGUUCAAUUACAUGGUAAAUACGAUCCUAGUACACAUCAAGCGACCAUCAGUGGCUUACAAAAUGGCAAAUAUACUGUUUGGGUUGAAAUUCAAAGUGAACAUUACCGAGUUCAAUCUCGAGCUAUCACUGUUCUAUCAGAACAACUAGCGACAAAAAAACAUUUUCCAGCUGUGUUUCAUCCAAUAAAAACAAAACAUGACUCAACAUUGAAAGAAGAAACAAUUUCCGAAGCACAAGGUUACGACGGGAUCUGCAUUGUCAACAGUGAUGCACGAAACUCGAAUGUUAUGGAUAAAAUCCAUGAAAUAUGCCAAUCAGUGAAAAUUAUCGCCUUACGAAGUGCUGGCCACAGCGGUUCAUCAGUGGAAAUUGUCAAAAAACAUGGCCUUCAUGUAUGUCAAGUUCCAACUUAUUCGCCACACGCUGUAGCUGAACAUUCAGUGGCACUUUUACUGUCAUUAAAUCGGAAUAUGCACCGAGCGUAUUUUCGAACGAAAUUGCACAAUUUCAGUUUGGAUGGUUUGGUUGGUGUUGACGUAUUUGGUAAAACGGUGGGAAUUAUUGGUACUGGAGGCGUUGGUAUGUGCGCAGUAAAGAUUUUUCGAGGUUUUGGCUGUAAAGUAUUGGCUUUUGAUAUUAAACCCGAUGAAAAUUUUGCGAAACAAAAUGGAUUUGAGUAUGUUUCGAUGGAUGAUUUGCUUCGACAAAGUGAUAUAGUUUCAUUGUAUGCUCCACUUAACGAAUCAACCUUUCAUUUAAUUAAUAAGGAAGCAUUGGACAAGAUUAAACCAGGGGCUAUGUUGAUCAAUACAAGUCGUGGACCAUUAGUCGAUUCGAAAGCUCUUGUCGAAUGUUUGAAAGCAGGCAAAUUACGUGGUGCUGCUUUGGAUGUUUAUGAAAAUGAGGAAAAAUAUUUCUUCAAUGAUUUUAGUCAACAAGUUAUGGACGACGAUACUUUGGCGUGUUUAAUUUCAAUGCCGAACACGAUUGUUACAUCUCAUCAAGCAUUUCUUACGGAAGAAGCCUUGAAAACCAUUGCUGAAUCAAUUGUCAAGAGUUUACUCGAUUUUUUCAAAUGA
Messenger RNA from Adineta ricciae, 9423 nucleotides. The record is from the annotation of a GenBank genome assembly. Lineage: Eukaryota; Metazoa; Rotifera; Eurotatoria; Adinetida; Adinetidae.